AUGUCCUACAACUACCUCAAAUCUGCUAAAAAGAUCAUUUGUAUUGGGAGAAACUAUGCUGCUCAUAUCAAGGAGCUCAACAAUCCGACCCCUAAGCAGCCUUUCUUCUUUUUAAAGCCCAUUUCGAGUGUUAUCACCCCGAUCGCACCAGGUUUGGCAAGAAAAGAAUUGCCUCGAGAUUCGAGUUAUCAUGGUCUAAGUGUGGAUGGUUCCAAUGCAGGUCCAAUUUUAAUACCAUCUGGCGUUAAAGUUCAUCAUGAAGUUGAAUUGGCCUUGAUCAUGGAUAAAUAUGUGUCAAACGCUACAGAGGAGAACUUCACCCCCUCUGACGUCUACGAUUCUAUCAGCGGUUUUGCCCUGGCAUUAGAUCUUACUGCUCGGAAUGUUCAGGAUGAGGCCAAACGUAAAGGUUUGCCUUGGUCCAUUGGGAAAGGCUUUGAUACUUUCUUGCCAAUCUCUAAGUUCAUACCAAAAGAGAGUAUCGUGAACAAGCAGGACUUGCAAAAUGCCUUUAGGUUAACUUGUUCGGUAAAUGGUGAACCAAGACAGGAUGGUACCACUGACAUGAUGUUGAAUCCCUUACAUAAGAUUAUUCAGCACAUCUCAACUAUGAUUUCCUUGGAACCUGGUGACAUAAUCUUGACAGGAACUCCAGCUGGUGUUGGGGAGAUCCAUCCUGGUGAUACAAUCUCAGCAGAACUUUACGAAAACGGCAAGCUCCUUGUCGAUAUGAAAUUUGAUUGUGACAAGAGGCCAGGUCCCUACGUUUAUAAAGAAACGUGA
Molecule: messenger RNA, 783 nt
Organism: Lachancea fermentati
Lineage: Eukaryota; Fungi; Ascomycota; Saccharomycetes; Saccharomycetales; Saccharomycetaceae
Source: the annotation of a GenBank genome assembly